AUGGCAGCUCUCUUGAAGUCUUUUUGCUUUGUGAUGCUUUUUGUAAUUCUCGGAAUUGCUGGAUUUAAUCGAGUUGAUGGAGAUGGAGAAUGUGGGAAAUCCACCACUCCUGAUAGAGAAGCUUUCAAGCUGGCACCUUGUGCAUCAGCAGCACAGGAUGAAAAUGCUGCAGUUUCUUCCCAGUGCUGUGCUCAGGUAAAGAAAAUCGGCCAGAACCCAGCCUGCCUUUGUGCUGUUAUGCUUUCUAACACAGCUAAGAGUUCGGGAGUCAAGCCAGAAAUUGCAGUCACCAUUCCCAAACGGUGCAACAUUGCUGAUCGUCCUGUGGGUUACAAGUGUGGAGCUUAUACAUUGCCUUGAAAGAGCAACAUCAGUCAUGGUGCUCUGUAAUAUACUUGCUUCUAUGAAUGCGCUGGAGUCUGCAUCGUUGUAGCUAGUUCUUUCUAGCUAACAAAUACAAUGUGACAUCCAGGAAUCUGAUAAUAAAUAAACUUUAAUGUUUAAUUUCCUUUUU
Hevea brasiliensis (rubber tree) is the source of this 514-nucleotide messenger RNA. Its product is annotated as putative lipid-transfer protein DIR1. The transcript has 2 exons. Gene Ontology annotation, biological process: systemic acquired resistance. Gene Ontology annotation, molecular function: fatty acid binding. Lineage: Eukaryota; Viridiplantae; Streptophyta; Magnoliopsida; Malpighiales; Euphorbiaceae. The record is from RefSeq and is a predicted model, not a curated record. Bases 1 to 360 code for a protein of 119 amino acids.